Messenger RNA from Phacochoerus africanus (Common warthog), 3340 nucleotides. RefSeq names its product phosphoinositide interacting regulator of transient receptor potential channels (gene PIRT). The record is from RefSeq and is a predicted model, not a curated record. Gene Ontology annotation, biological process: positive regulation of cation channel activity; phosphatidylinositol-mediated signaling. Gene Ontology annotation, molecular function: transmembrane transporter binding; phosphatidylinositol bisphosphate binding. NCBI's taxonomy places the organism in Eukaryota, Metazoa, Chordata, Mammalia, Artiodactyla, Suidae. The transcript is spliced from 2 exons. The coding region runs from base 285 to 692 and encodes 135 amino acids.
UCCUGGAUGGGGCCAGGGAGCCUUCCUCUGGCUGGGAUGAAGAACUUGAGCAGAAACUCAUUGCCGGCUUCCUCCCAGGGUGAGCUGUGCGCCAUCCCCAGGUCCCCCAUCACCCCUGGGGACGUCGAGGACACUUCAGCACAAGACCCCUGAGCCGCCCUCCACUGAGAGGCACGCUGGAGACGGAGGUCGAGAACAGGAAGGGGGUGUGAGGACUCCCCUGGCCUGGCCCUCGCUUCUAGCUGGUGCGGGUACCGGGUGUCCAGCCCCCAGGAGCCGUGACGAUGGAGGAUGUCCCCAAGGCUGUGGAGGUUGACGAGAAGUCUCCAGAAUCCAAGGACCUGCUGCCCAGCCAGACGGCCAGCUCGCUGUGCAUCAGCUCCAGAAGCGAGUCUGUCUGGACCACCGCCCCCAGGAGUAGCUGGGAGACCUACCGCAAGCCCGCCGUCAUCACGUCUGUGGGCGGCGCCAUCCUCCUCUUCGGCGUGGCCCUCACCUGCUUGGCCUACACCCUGACACUGGGUAACAAGAGCCUGGAGGUCCUGAAGAUGACAGGGCCUGCCUUCCUGUCUCUGGGACUCAUGAUGCUGGUGUGCGGGCUGGUGUGGGUGCCCAUCAUCAAAAAGAAACAGAAGCAGAGACAGAAGUCAGUCUUCUUCCAGAGCCUCAAGUCCUUCUUUCUGAAUCGCUAAUGGUGGCCUCCCCCUCUGGCCUCCCACCCGCCCUCUAACCUCAACCAGGAGAAGAUCUGAUGGCCAACGUCCAACGUCCAACGUCCCCGGCUCCCUGGGGGGUGGGGUUUGCCAUAAAACUGAUGCAGGCAAGCCCUCUUCCUGGCCCCCUGGGAAAGAGCGAGCUCCCUCCGUGCCGCGGGGGGACACCGCUGGACGAUCUCAUUUAGUCUCUCUGUUCGCACCGAUGCUUCCCCAGAUCCUGGCCGCCAUCGCCAUUCAGGGCUCUUGCCUGGGCCUGUGCAGCUGGGUGGCCCUCAUCCGAUGCUCUCUGCCAAGUGCUAUGCAUGAUGGGAAAUUCCCUGGGCUGGGCGCUGCCCGGAGAAGAAUCUCCUGUUUACGUAUCUGAGUGCCUGAGCUCAAUUCUGCAUUUGCUUCCUUCUAGAACCCACACUGACCAACAGAGGUCCUUCAUGGAGGGAAAGAAGCUCUGACCACCGGGUUCGCGCUCCCUGUGGGCAAGACUUGCAUUUCAAGAGAGCAGACAAUUCACAGUAUCAAACAUUCCAAGGAGUGAGCAGUGAAGGGGCCGGGGGAAGAAACACUUCCUGGAAGGUACAUUUACCCUGGAGUCAACUCGAGAAGGUGCUUAACUCUCAGUUGUACAGCACUCACCCAGAGACAGUGGGGUGCGCGGGGGUGUCGGUCUCCCCCUGACCUCCUAACUCCUUCCCCGUGAAUACUCUCCCCUCUAAACUUGACACUUAGCAGAGGACAAGUGCCCAUUGCCACAGCUCCCUCUUUCCCCGGCCCCUGCCUCUACCCCAUGAUUCCAGAAGAGCCAGAUGGAGAGCAGCUGUGGAGGGCCGGAGAAGCUUCUCCCUCCCUCACCGCCUCGCAGAGUCAACACCAAGACCCAGGUCUGCACCUGAGUGUCUGAGGUCUCCAGAGAUGGGGGUUACUUGAGAAAAUCCCACUUCUGCUCCCCCCGCCUCCGCCCACCAACAGGCAAAUAUUCGGUGAGGACCUGCUCUGGGCCAGGCCCCAGGGGACAGGGAUGAACGCCAGAUGCUGCCUGCGCUCCCCUUCCUUCCACAAUGAGCGACACAGCCAGGCCCACAGGUAGCAGGAACACCCGGGGAGGGGGACAUGGAGGGGCAGCUGCCGCAGCCUUGGGCAAAAACAAAGGGAGUGCUGGAGUCUGUGCCACCCAACAGAACCCAAGGAAAGAGGCGAGCUGGCCAGAGGGAAGAAGAGUGGGCAGGCAGGAACCACCGGAGCAGCGCUGGGGCGGGAGGGAGCAGGAUAACGUCAGGGAACUGCCGUCAGUCACCUGAGUCCUCUCUCUCGGCUCUGCUUCCCCAAGUGCCUUAGUGCUGCUUCUCAGGCUCCUCCAGGGCCUCCAGGGGUCUGUGGCAGAGACUGGAAGGGGGUUUCCAGAGAGCCCACCAGGCAGAGAGCCCCCGUGAGGGAAGUGCUCUGCAAACCUCGGGCUUCCUGCAGCCCCCAAAGGCUCUCGGGUGACAGACCAGGAGGCUACUGUGAGAAAGCUGGCCAGGCUGCCCAGUGCAGAGCAUCUGAUAAGGAGGGGAAGGUGUGAGCUGACUCUCGGCUCCUCGCCUUCUGCCCCUGCCCCACUCACCACGACGCCACUAUGGCAACCUCUCGCUCUAACCGGCCUCCAGGUAGCUCCAUCCUUGAAGGUGACUCCACACCUGGAGUCAGAGCUGCAUCUUGUUCCCUCUGCAUCAUGGGAAACUCCAUGGAGGAAAGCACCAGUGACAUGGGGACACCCCCUGCCCCACCCAUCUAAGGACCCAGAGUCUGUCUGGGGAGCCUGUGGCCUUUCAGCGUCACCCAGAAUGAUUGUGUCUCUCAUUCAGACAGCGUGGCCAUGUCCUCUAGCCCACCUGUCCCCUGCACCCAGGCGGUCAGGACCAAUUAUGGGGCCGUUGCAAGCCCUGUGCCAUGCACCUGUAGUUCCAGUGCCUCAAGUGACCAGGCUUACAGACUGUUUUCUUUUCUUUGGCAUGAACGCAGAUUCGGCUUCAGCCCUGCAAUGUCACUCUCACACCCUGGAUGCUUUCUUACCGGGAAGCAGACAGGGAGGACUCCCAGCUGGCUCCCCAGGAACCCACACUCCCGCAUCCCAGUUCCUCUGCCCACAAGCUUGGCAUCUGGGCACAGCUGUGGGAGGAGGGCCCAGGCAGCCACUGGUACCACGUGUGUCUCGGUGGAGCACAGUCUGGGGCCGACUUGACUCUAGCAGGCGUCCAGGGGCUGGGCUCACCUUGGGAGUCCCCAGCAGUCUUGCCCACGUCCCCUGCUCCCUAUGCUAGUUCCUCAGACAGAAAGAUGAGGAGAGGUCCCCCAGUGCAUCAUUCACCCCCUCUGGGGGCCCCAUGGGAAUGGGGACCAAGGCACAGGCUGGGGUCACGGUGAGGGGCUUCCGCCAAAGACCAUCGCCACACAGAAGCCUGAGGAGCAGGCCCAGCCCAGGUCAGAUGCAGUGUUUCUGGGGAAGAGCAUCCCCAGCACGACUCCUCUCGUGCCCCUGGACGGGAGGUCGUGACUGGCCCCCGUGCGUCCCGCUAACUGGAUCGUUAUCCCACCCAGAGCUGUUCUGUUUAAUCUGAGCGCUAAGCGAAGCAACGGGAUGUUGAACCAUA